Molecule: messenger RNA, 1449 nt
Organism: Lolium perenne
Lineage: Eukaryota; Viridiplantae; Streptophyta; Magnoliopsida; Poales; Poaceae
Source: RefSeq, a predicted model, not a curated record
AUGGUUGAAGUGACAAAGAGCAUCCUGGCACGCAGGGUUUCAAGCCCAAACAAGAUUCGCUCCAUGUAUCAACUCGGGAUACUAUUCAGGUUGUUUGUCGAUUCUUGUCGAAUUGCAUUUGGUGGUGUCACACGCCUCUGCCUAGAGAAUUUGAGAUUUGGUGAAUCAGACAUCCCUAACGUCCUCAAAGUAUGCAAAGGAUUAAAGCAUCUAAGCCUGUCCUAUUGUAAUGCCACAAGAGGGACCAUUAUGAAAGUUGAGCACUCUAAACUCAGUGAGCUGCUUAUUUUUAAUUGUUGUUUUGAAAAAGUCGAGCUCAACUCGCUGCCAAAACUCAUAUGGAUGAUCUUCGGGGGUUGGAAGUCAAAAGAUCCACUGUUCCUGGGUUAUGUCCCAUUGCUUGAGGCUGUUAGCCUUAGUACUGUCAGUCUUAGUCAUCACAAGAUGGUCAAGUUAACUGAGAUGUUUGGUGGUACCUCUCCACGAUCCCUGAGGUUGGGAUUUGAAUGCGAAAGGAUUUGGGUUCAACCAGAAAGUGUGACGAAAAAAUUGUCAUCUGUGUUCCAUCAACUAAAGUUUGUGAAUCUAGAUAAUAUUGCUGAAGGGUGUGAUCUCACAUGGACAUUGUUCAUCCUUGAAGCUGCUCCCAACCUGAAGGAGCUAUACCUGAUGGUAUGGGAUCAUCUGUGUAUAAUGACAACAAAUGAGGAGGAAUGGCGAGCACUCUCGUAUAGCGAGAAGAAGGGUGUUGAGUGGAAAUCACCUGGACCUGAUUUCCAGCAGCAUAGCCUGGACACGCUAGUAAUCUUUGGCUUUCAGUCUGACUGCAUGGUUAGGUAUGUCAGACGUGUCAUAGAAGCGGCUGUCAAUCUGAAGGAUGUUUUCCUGUACCAUAGGCUAAACUGCAUGAAGUGCGAGCAUAGCUACACUAACCGCCCGUUGAAGUACCCGUCUAACCCCGAACAGAAAAGUACAGUGCUAAAGAAACUCACCAAGAGGAUCAACUCGUCUGCCACAAUUCAUUUACCAGACGACAACAUAACUGCUGAUCAACGUGCAAAAAAGGCAGCAGCCUUGCAAUGCAUGUGGAGCCCGGCACUGACCAUUCUCUACUUCUACGCGCUCCUCGUCGGCCGUUCCUACCGAACUCCACGAGCCAUCGCCAUACUCUGCGUUGGGGACUGGAUCACCGGAGCACUGACCUUCACUGCUGCAUGCGCGUCGGCAGGCAUCACCACUUUCAUCAGCGAUGAUGUGGAGGCUUGCUAUGAUAACCGCUGCCCAUGUUUUAUGGCUGCUACCGCCAUGGCUUUCUUGAGCUGGUUCACAGUUGCGCCGUGCUGUCUCCCGAACCUCUUCUCGGUAGUCCACAAAUUAGGUAGUCCACAAAUUACAGAGACUGUAGCCUACAGAAAAAGAACAUGGGUUUGUUUGUGCACCAGAUCCUGA